Messenger RNA from Zootermopsis nevadensis, 1897 nucleotides. It is a transcript of the gene Nf-YC, whose product is annotated as nuclear factor Y-box C. Gene Ontology annotation, molecular function: RNA polymerase II cis-regulatory region sequence-specific DNA binding; DNA-binding transcription activator activity, RNA polymerase II-specific; protein heterodimerization activity. Gene Ontology annotation, cellular component: nucleus; CCAAT-binding factor complex. Gene Ontology annotation, biological process: regulation of transcription by RNA polymerase II. The record is from RefSeq and is a predicted model, not a curated record. NCBI's taxonomy places the organism in Eukaryota, Metazoa, Arthropoda, Insecta, Blattodea, Termopsidae.
AACAUUAUUUAUUCAUAGCACUACCGCUAAUGUGCUGCGUGGAGAAUUCUCGAACUACAUACUUGUAUUUUGGCCAGUCAGGUGGUUGGUUGUGUCCAUUUUGUCUAGUGAUUGGAGAGCAUCUCAUAAUCGCAGUGAUUGGUUCUGAGCAGUUCUUUUAAACGCGGGUGCUAUGUGAUUUAGCGCGCGAAUAAAAUUUAUAGCAUUUUGUUAAUAUUUUUGUUAAGCAUAAAUACAUAGUACAACUCCCAAGAUGUCUGUGUUCUUUGUGAACGCGGCCGACGGAGAAGUAGAAGGAGAAACAUCUGUACCAGCAACAACUCCUGCUGUUACCCAGUCACAGUCAGAAGCUCAACAAGCACUAGCCACAUUCUGGACAAAAGUUACUGAAGAGAUUCGUAAAAUUGGAACUCUGGAUUUGAAGACACAGGCACUUCCACUUGCUAGAAUAAAGAAGAUCAUGAAGCUUGAUGAUGAUGUGAAGAUGAUAAGUGCAGAAGCACCCAUGCUGUUUGCUAAAGCAGCAGAAAUAUUUAUUCAUGAAUUAACGCUUCGAGCUUGGGUGCAUACUGAAGAUAACAAGCGGAGAACACUUCAGCGAAAUGAUAUAGCAAUGGCAAUCACAAAAUUUGACCAGUUUGAUUUCUUAAUUGACAUUGUCCCUCGAGAUGAAUUAAAGCCCAACAGAGGACGUGAUGAUGCUAGUGUUCGAACUACUUCCAUGAAUCCUGAUCAGGUCCACUAUUAUUUUCAACUGGCUCAACAGCAUCAAGCUGCUUUGCAACAAACAGCCCAACAGUCAAGUUCAGGUACCCAGACAGCAGCUGCAGUACCAACAAUUCAAAUAGUGCAGCCUGCAACUGGACAAGUGCAGACUGUCAGUGUUGCCAAUCCAGCAGUUGAACAGACAACAACAAGUACUGCUGCUACCAACAGUGGCACUACUACAUCAGUAUCUGCACAGCAGCAGGUUACAGCAGCAACUCAGCCACAACAUACAGCACAGGUUAUACAACUGCAGCAGACAAAUCAGGCAGCUGUGGCAGCAGUGGCUCAACAGCAGCAACAACAGCAGCAGGGUGGUGGGAUCCAGAUAGUACAACAGAUAGUCACACCGAAUGGAGAGAUUCAGCAGAUUCCGAUUCAACUGACUCCAUCUCAACUUCAAAUGAUCCGAAUGCAAAUGCAAGGUGGAACAAACCAGCCAAUCAUUAUCCAGACAGCUCCAAUCCAAGCUAUUCAACAACCUGCAACCCAGCCACAAAUCAUCCAGGUAGCACAACAGUCAGGGGGAGGAACUCCUGUAUAUUUAACCCAAACAAAUGCAGGGAAUGAAACAGAAUAACAUUCAACAAAAUUAUGAUACAUUGGUUAGCAGGAUGCAACUAAUAGAAUUUCAAACAGUCUGAUCUCUGUUCUUGCAAACAGGCAUGUACCUCUCCAAAAAUAUUGUGUCUACUGAUGAGCAGCAUAUAAAAAUGUACUUCUGAAGUUGCAAGUUUGGAUGGUUCCCUGUAAUGGGAAAGUUGUAAAUGUAUGUAUGUAAUGUUUUGUUAGAACAGACAGUACGUUUGGUAGUUGAUGUCCGAACAUUUUGUCAUACCAAAGUGUAAGCAGUUUUGAUCUAAAGAAUAUGAUGUUUGUUACCAGUUACCAGUGGCAUUUGAUGGUAUAUUAACUUUUAUGGUGUGUGAGCUUGUGUCUGGAAUCAGUUUGAUGUGCUGGUGGAGAAACUGAACUAACCUCACUGUGGCUUAAAUCUGAAAGUCACAUGUUACAAAAUAAACUGGCUUGUAGAAAUAGUAAUAACCACAUAUACUUACUAUGUUUGCUUUUACAUUUCAGUAUGUAUUUUUUUUUCUUAAAUCGACAGGUAAUUAAAAGUUUUAGUAUAAUA